Messenger RNA from Diaporthe batatas, 4676 nucleotides. RefSeq lists its product as uncharacterized. The transcript is spliced from 5 exons. Gene Ontology annotation, biological process: cellulose catabolic process. Gene Ontology annotation, molecular function: cellulose binding; hydrolase activity, hydrolyzing O-glycosyl compounds. NCBI's taxonomy places the organism in Eukaryota, Fungi, Ascomycota, Sordariomycetes, Diaporthales, Diaporthaceae. The coding region runs from base 1236 to 2987 and encodes 583 amino acids. The record is from RefSeq and is a predicted model, not a curated record. Gene Ontology annotation, cellular component: extracellular region.
AAACGGUUUGUGGAGCCAAGUCCUCUGGGGUCAUCGAAUGAUAGUUCGGUCUCGGCCAGCGGCCACGUUUCUGAGCAGAACCAGGCCCGUUGCAAGGUUGUGUUCUAGACCCAGCAACCAAGCUUUUCGCUGACCUGCUGAUCUCCAAUGAUCUGGGCCACAAAUGCUUAAAGCGUUUGCUUGGUCUGCAGGGCAUGCUGGGGGAAGAGGUACGCGCGCAUGGGCAAGCCGGCCAGAAGGUCCCAUUCUCCGAAAGCGGUAUCCCGAGUGAUCAGCGGCGCGGCUCGCGGGUACGAGAGGCGAGAUGAAAGGACGCAAGCAGAUUGAAAAAGUGAACAUUGUAGUCACCGGCUGCUUCCUCCAGGGAAGCUCGAGGCGGGCAAUUUAUCCAGAUAUUAACUGUGCACCGCCUAGCAGACGGCGAGUGUGGGUUCUCGAGUUGGUCCCGCAUUUAGUCUGGUGUUGUGCGAGCAUUCUCUGGAUUCGAUGAAGCGGUUGAGCAACUGUGCUGUCCUCGACCAGCCGCUAGCUAGUAUCAUCGUAGUCGGAUGAUGAACAACAAGUCCUCUGCUGGAUGGCCUACACGCAACAGAAGAACCGACAUCCACAUGUAGGACAGUCCGGACGGAACAUGGUCGACAAGAUCCGAUUGACACCCCUGCCCCCAGACAAUGCAAUGCUACUGUGGGCAGCUCCACUGUACACCCCACACUGCUGGCAAUGAUCUGACGCUUUCCCAUCAGGGUCAUUCAGGAACGUGGGGCUCCGAGAUUAAGCUCUCGUGCAAGGGCUGUCAACCCGACGGUGUCAGUUGCCAAGGGUAGGCUUGGACCAUUUCGCUGGAUGCCCGUUUGGUUGGCGGAAGUAGCGAUCCUUUCCGCCUUGGGUUGUUUGCCUGCAGUGGCCUCCCGAGACUGGGGUACCCUUGGGGGCGGUCCAAAUGCGUCGAAGUUCGAACUUGGUGUUGCUUCCCACAACAAGCGGGAGUCGACGACAGUGAGGGAUCUUGGUGCCGUGUCAGCUGUUGCUACCCUAGAAACAGUGUGAUGUGAUCACGCGGAGAUGGUGAGCUUCUGUUUCCCCUGCGAGGCCUGUGCUGGCUUCCUUGAUCCUCGGUUCCAAUCGGGACGCACUGCCUAAAUGCCUAGCCCAGGUUCCAGCCAGCGUCUUCUUCCUCCGCAGUGUUUUCCAAGUAUGCCUCACCCAAAAGCAGCGUGCAACGUGCGCCGGAGGAAAUGAGGCGCCGCCCGUGCUCGAGGGUCGGUGGUUCAGACCUGAACACCUUGAUAUUAACCAUCAGAGGCCGUCUUCCCGCUUAUCCGACGCAAUGGCGGGGCGCAUCCGUCGAUGUGCGAGACUUGCUUCUUCAUAAAAGGCAGGACCGCCGUGAUUCAAAACCGCGGAUAGAACCUCGUCUUCAGCUCCAUCCUCUCACUCCGCUUGGAAAUAACACCAACUCCGACCGACACCAGUUGACAUACAAGAAAGAUGGCGGUCAAAAGCGUUCUUCUCGCCGCCUUGGCUACCAUGGCUCUGGCCGCGCCGGUCGAGGAGCGACAGAACUGUGGAGCCAUGUAGUAAGUCGGCCUCUCACCUGGCCUUCGGCCUUCGGACUCGACAUACUAAUGACGGCGGUCAGCGCGCAGUGCGGAGGGAUCGGCUGGUCGGGAGCGACCUGCUGCGCGUCUGGGUCUGUGUGUACCAAGGGCAAUGACUAUUACUCGCAGUGCUUACCUGGCUCGGCUGCGAGCAGUUCCACUGCAGCGACAACCUCCAGGACCACCACCACCGCAGGCCCGUCGUCAACCACGACGUCCAAGGCGAGCACGACCAGCGCAGGGUCGGCGACCACCUCGUCCAAGCCGUCCACCACGAUCCCCGGAGGAGCCGGUACCACUGCCUCGUAUAGCGGCAACCCUUUCAACGGCGUGAAUAUGUGGGCCAACUCCUACUACGCUUCCGAGGUCUCUUCCCUGGCAAUUCCAAGCCUUUCGGCAGCCAUGGCCACCAAGGCCGCCGCGGUUGCCAAGGUACCUAGCUUCCAGUGGCUCGACACCGCCGACAAGGUCGACACUUUGAUGGCAGGCACCCUUGCGGACAUUCGAGCUGCCAACAAGGGGGCUACUACACCAUAUGCUGGCCUCUUCGUGGUGUAUGACCUCCCGGACCGAGACUGUGCGGCUGCCGCUUCCAAUGGUGAGCUGAGCUAUGCCAACGGCGGUGCUGCCAAGUACCAGGCGUACAUCGACUCCAUCCGCAAGCAACUCAUUACCUACUCGGAUGUUAGAGUUCUGCUGGUCGUUGAGCCCGACUCGCUCGCCAAUCUGGUGACCAACCUCAACGUGGCCAAGUGCGCCAACGCAAAGGACAACUACCUGCUGUCCACACAGUACGCCCUGAAGCAGCUCAACUUGCCCAACGUCGCGAUGUAUAUGGAUGCUGGGCACGCCGGUUGGCUGGGAUGGCAGGCCAACCUUCAGCCCGCAGCCGAUAUGUUUGCCAAGGUGUACAAGGACGCUGGCUCUCCUGCUGCCUUGCGCGGGCUUGCGACGAAUGUAGCCAAUUAUAACGCCUGGAGCGUCGCCACCGCACCAUCAUAUACCCAAGGUAACGCCAACUACGACGAGUCGCACUACGUGAAGGCUAUUGCGCCCCUCCUCGCCGCCGAAGGGUUCAGCGCACAUUUCAUCACGGACCAAGGCCGUUCCGGCAAGCAGCCUACAGGCCAGGCCGCGUGGGGAGACUGGUGCAACGCCUUGGGAACUGGAUUUGGUCUCCGUCCCACCUCCAACACCGGCCUCGAGCUGGAGGAUGCCUUCGUCUGGGUUAAGCCUGGCGGCGAAUCGGACGGCACCAGCGAUCAGAGUGCCACCCGGUACGACUUCCACUGCGGCCAGUCAGACUCCCUCAAGCCCGCCCCCGAGGCAGGCACCUGGUUCCAGGCGUACUUCGAGCAGCUCCUGACUAACGCCAACCCGGCGUUCUAAUCGGAUCAGCAGGUAGUCGCGCGGGCGGUGUGGGUAAGUACCAGAGUGCCUUAUCAUCGCCCAUAGAGGGUAUCGGGAAGCUCGUCUUAUUUUCAAAGGUCUUUCCCUUCGAUGUAUAUAGUUCUUGCGAACAUCAUCGCUGUCCAUGCAAAUAGAACACGUUCUCUCUUGACCUCGUGCCGGACAGGCCGCGUUAUGCUCUGUUCAGCAUAUCGGUCCGCCCUCGAAGCCUAGUUCUUCACACGGUUCGUCGUCUCAGGGAGUCGUGAAAACAGAGUUCAGUCUACCAACUAGGACCUCCUCCACGGUCCUCCUGGCUGUGGUGGCAAAUUCGGUGCUGUCGAUGAGCACGCCGAGCUCUUGACUCGUAAACCAGCUCGCUCGGUCCAUGUUGCCUGAACCCAAAACAGUGUGUUGUCCAUCAAAGAUACUGAGCUUCAAGUGCGAUUGCACAGGCUCCUCGUCCAGGGUCGAGGCUUCACUUGGCUUGAAGUAGGAAAUCCGCAACGAACCCGGCGCGACAGGCUGAGCCUCCAGGUCAACAGUCUCGUCUGCCCCUGGAUGCGCUUGUUCUAAGGCUUGAGUCGAAGCACGAAGCCGCCGAUAACGCUUUACUAGGCCCCGAAUGCACCAACCGGUCGUCGUGCCGGCUGUGACGAUUUGUUCCAACAGCAUCAUGCGCCGACUGGUUACAAUGGCGACGUCUACUCCGCGGGCGAGAGCCUUGUCGAUGGCAGAGAGCACUGGUGGAGAGGUGAGGUUCGGAGUCUGGAUGUAGAUGUCCCGGCUUGCUCCGUCCAAUAGUCUUAGAAACGCAGUGUUGAGAGGCGUGUCUGGGACUGAAGGGGACUUCCAAGGCCAAAAACAGAAGGAUGGGUUGCGGUGGUGCCAACUGGGGAGCCAUUCGACUCCUGCGGCUGGUACUUGGACAGGCGCGAGCCUGUCGGCUAGGGACUUGAUUUUACCCUCGUCAAUUCUGCUGUCAGUGAGGCAAGUUUGUCGGGUAUCCUGUUCCAAAGUCGGCGGCAGCGUUGCCUCGAGGUCCAGACCGUUUUGCCACACAGUGCGGUAGAAGCUCAGGAGGCCAUCAAUGGGGUCAUCACGCGGCGCCUUCCUCGACAUUUCCAGACAUCCCUCGAGCCAAGUCUCCCAGCUGACGUUGCAGCUCGGCACGAACGCCCGCCGGCGAUCCACAAUCAGAAAUUUGGGGUGCAUCACGCUGAAAGGCAGGAAGAACAGGCUCUUCACCUCCAUCUCCAUCUUUCCCGCAGCUAGGACGUCCGGGGCUGGCAGGCCCAACUUGUUGCUCCACGAAGACCGAGGGUAGACAUAUCCAUCCCUCGACGACGUAUGCGAGAGCUUCUGGAGCAGAGAACGCGAGGAGAAGCAGAUGUACACCCGCAGUGGUUGAACGGGCAGCGUCUCUCGCUUCCGGGCAAGUUGCUCAAGCGCAUUGGAGAGUGCCACCAGCGUCUUGGAAGAUGCCCAGAAGCAAGUAACCAGGAUGAUCUCGUGCUCAGCCAGCAAGAUCGCUGGAAGCAGCCGCUGGGUGUAGAUCGAGGCACCCGUGCCGAGGACGAAGCUGUCCAUGACCGGCGUGUUCAGUGUCCCGCGACCCAGGUUGAUCGAGGUGUUGAUCUUGAAAAGGACGACAAGGCAAUUGUUUCAUCCUGGGGGUGCUGCCGGGAG